UGCUAAAUAAGAACUUCUCGAUUUUGCUCCCCACAUCCUUCCUCGUGUAGGAAACAAAUUUUGAAAUAUCGUUAUACGAGAACUGAUCAAAACAUAUUCGGGGUCUUCCACUUGGACACAGCAGUAUGGCGAUCCUUGAUGCUUAUUCGUACUACUGUGGAUUGGGCAUCGCAAUUAUGUUGGGAUAUGUGAUAUCAUCGCUGAGGAUCGAAAGAUUGAUCAUUGCAGCUAUCACGAUGCCUCCGGAGCAGGUGAGCGGGACAUUAGCGAAGAAACAGAUGGCAGCGUCCCAAGAAAAGAGUUUAGUAGAUUCUGAAGAUUCCUUCCCACGGAUGAGUAUCUUGAGUGGAUGGACAGAUGAGAAAAUCUUCGCGCUCGAACGGCGAGCUAUUUUCAGCAAGGCAUGUGGCCUCACUGCUCAACGCAUGCAGAAUUCUGACAGAGUGUAAUCCAAGACUUGGCUUUUCGUAACCCAUGCAUCAAGGUUCAAGAAAGCAGGUGACUAUCGAACUUACGAUUUCGCAGGUUUCUCCUUCAUCGUAAUUCUGGGGAAGGAUAAGCAGCUGCGUACGUUCCACAAUGUAUGUCGCCAUCGCGCAUAUGCUGUGACA
Molecule: messenger RNA, 611 nt
Organism: Hyaloscypha bicolor E
Lineage: Eukaryota; Fungi; Ascomycota; Leotiomycetes; Helotiales; Hyaloscyphaceae
Exons: 1
Coding region: 126-449 (107 amino acids)
Source: RefSeq, a predicted model, not a curated record